Messenger RNA from Cladophialophora psammophila CBS 110553, 2418 nucleotides. RefSeq lists its product as uncharacterized. The record is from RefSeq and is a predicted model, not a curated record. Gene Ontology annotation, biological process: carbohydrate metabolic process. Lineage: Eukaryota; Fungi; Ascomycota; Eurotiomycetes; Chaetothyriales; Herpotrichiellaceae. Bases 1 to 2418 code for a protein of 805 amino acids. The transcript is spliced from 4 exons. Gene Ontology annotation, molecular function: hexosyltransferase activity; UDP-glycosyltransferase activity.
AUGGCGUCCGACGUGCAACAACCGGCGGUCGACGCAGCAGGCACUCGUGACGAGCAACAGAACGGACUCACCACGCAAACCAAAGUUGGAGACGAUGGCCGCGUCAACCUCACCAUCCAUGAAAUCAGUGAACUCCUCGCAACCCAGAUCGAGCAACUCCAGCUCUCGCGCGUCCAAGAGGGCCUCGCUGCGCCUCCACAGACGGCACAUGCCCUCUUAGAGUCGAGUCGAAGACCUUCCAAAAUCCCUCCGUCUCUCAAUGUCGUCGUCCAGGUCGUCGGGUCGCGAGGCGACGUUCAACCCUUCGUCGCACUGGGGCUGGUGCUGAAGAACCAGUACGGCCACCGCGUCCGUCUCGCGACGCACGGGACGUUCGAGAAAUUCGUUGAGGAAAACGGUCUCGAGUUCUUCGAUAUCGGCGGGGACCCGGCGGAACUCAUGGCCUUCAUGGUCAAGAACCCCGGCUUGAUCCCGGGGAUGAAAUCCCUCAAGGCGGGCGACGUGGGGAAGAGACGCAGAGGCAUGGCUGAGAUUCUGGAAGGAUGCUGGAGGUCGUGCGCCGAUUUCGACGAGGUGAAAGACGAGGGAAAUGCAGCGGGAGCAGCGGCGCCGAAAAAGAAACCGUUCGUCGCGCACGCCAUCAUCGCGAACCCCCCUAGUUUUGCACAUAUCCAUUGCGCCGAGAAGUUGGGCAUCCCGUUACAUUUGAUGUUCACGAUGCCCUGGUCGCCGACUCGCGAGUUUCCCCAACCUAUCGCGAACAUCAAGUCGUCAAAGGCGAGCGGAAGCAUGACCAAUGAAAUGAGCUAUACGCUGGUCGACAUGAUGACCUGGGAAGGCCUGGGCGACAUCACAAACAAAUUCAGAAAGGAGACGCUGGGUCUGCACAUCCUCUCCCAGGCGGCGGCAACGGAUAUGCUUCAUCGUCUACGAAUCCCUUAUACCUAUUGCUGGUCUCCGACACUUAUUCCAAAGCCCAAGGACUGGGGCCCUCACAUUACCAUUGCAGGCUUUUACUUUCUCUCGCUGGCGUCAAACUACCAUCCAGAUCCCACUCUUGCCGAGUUCCUUGCAGCAGGUCCACCGCCUGUUUACAUUGGCUUCGGCUCCAUCGUCGUAGACGAUCCCAACGCAAUGACGAAACUCAUCUUCGAUGCGGUCAAAAAGACCGGGCAACGCGCUUUGGUGUCCAAGGGAUGGGGUGGUCUCGGAGGAGACGAUCUGGGAAAACCUGACAACGUGUAUAUGCUGGGCAAUGUACCACAUGAUUGGCUGUUCCGACACGUUUCCUGUGUGGUGCAUCACGGUGGUGCUGGUACAACUGCUGCUGGAAUCGCCCUGGGUCGCCCAACGGUCAUCGUCCCCUUCUUUGGCGACCAGCCAUUCUGGGGAGCCAUGGUUGCCAGAGCCGGGGCGGGACCAACGCCGGUUCCGUCCAAAGAACUGACGGCAGAUCGACUGGCGAAUGCCAUCCUCGAGGCGCUGAAACCCGAAACUCUAGAGCGGGCACGCGAACUGGGCGAGCGCAUCAAAGAAGAAAAGGGCACCGAAGUCGGCGCAGCGAGUUUCCAUACCCAAAUGGGUGUCAACCACCUUCGGUGUCAGAUGGCCCCGUCACGGCCGGCCGUUUGGUCCGUCAAGACCAAAGGGUCCAACACGGAAGAUAUCAGAUUAAGCGCUUUUGCAGCCACGGUGCUAGGCAAUGAAGGUUUACUGGACGUGAACCAGCUCACGAUCUACCGCCCUUGCGAAUACCCCGUCGAAUUCGGCACCAUCAGUUCUCAUGUCGUCGGACCCAAUCCGGUGCUGAGUACCAUGGGCUCCAUCACGUCGUCAAUUGUGCAUAUUCCCAUCAACAUUGCGAAGGCUUGGGCAGGCGUGGUCUACGAACCCUACAAGGGCGCCAGAUCCGACGGCUGGAAAGGGUUUGGAAAAGGCCUAGGACGGGGCAUUGGGCAUUUGAUUUUCCGUCAGCGGGGACUGGUGAUUGGUCACGCUGCUUACGGAGUCAGGGCCUUGUACGACCUGAUCAAGAAGAAAUUAGACGGAGAUCCAACCUUGAGUUACAUCCUCGCCACGAGGUAUAUCGAGGGGUUUGAGGAGGUGAACAAGGCGACGAAGGAGGAGAAGCUCGAGGUGGUCACGAGGUGGAACGAGAUGAAGCCCGAGCUGAAGAUGAUCGACUCGAGGACCAGUAUUGGUAGCGGUCACUCGGACAAGGCGGAGAGCGAGUCAAUCUUGUCCAGGCUAACGAGCCAUGGAAGUACAAAGAGUGGGAAGAGCGGGACAAGUGGAAAGAGUCAGAAAAACGACAAGAGUUUCGUGACUGAGACGAUCAGCGAGGCAAGCAGCACUCUGGAUUCGAGUGUGCCUGCUAUGACCAAGUGCGGCGCGAAUGAAGCACGGGCCAGUGCUUGA